Molecule: messenger RNA, 2718 nt
Organism: Phialemonium atrogriseum
Lineage: Eukaryota; Fungi; Ascomycota; Sordariomycetes; Cephalothecales; Cephalothecaceae
Exons: 10
Coding region: 1-2718 (905 amino acids)
Biological process (GO): regulation of DNA-templated transcription
Molecular function (GO): zinc ion binding; DNA-binding transcription factor activity, RNA polymerase II-specific; oxidoreductase activity
Source: RefSeq, a predicted model, not a curated record
AUGGGCAGCGUAGCUAUUCCCCGGACGAUGAAGGCGGCGCAGUACCACGCGCAUGACAACCAGAUACACAUUAACGAAAUUCCCGUCCCGAAGCCACAACCAUUCGAGUUGCUGGUCAAGGCGCUAUGCAGCAGUCUCUGCCGCUCCGACCUCAUGAACUUCGAGCCCGACGAGCUCGGUCUCAAGCCAACGGAUCCUAACACCCCUCCUAUCACGCUUGGCCACGAAGCCGCCGGCGUCGUCGUCCAGGUCGGACCAGAUUGCAAGGGUUUCAAGGUCGGGGACGAAGUGGGCUUCCUACCAUCCACAAACGUCUGCUUCGACUGCGAGGAAUGUCAGGUCCAUCAGAUGUGGUGCACGGCGCUGGGCGGAUGCAAGAUGCCCGGCCAUGCUGCCGACGGGUUCUUCCAGGAGUACAUCGCCGUGCACCACCGGAAUGCCAUCGUCUUGCCGAAGGGGCUGUCGGCGAUCGAGGCGGCGCCGCUCUUUUGCGCCGGGGUCACGAGCUAUCACGGCAUUGCGGACCUGGGGAUACCGCAGGGACAAUGGGUGGCUAUUAUCGGGUGCGGUGGACUAGGUCACUUGGGAAUCCAAUAUGCCAAGGCCAAGGGGUAUAGAGUCAUCGGCCUUGACGUUGUGGACAGCCAACUGGACGAGGCGAUGGCCUGUGGUGCCGACCAUGUGUUCAAUACCAGGACCGACGGCGACUAUGUCCAGCAGAUUAAGAAGCUCACGUCGGGAGGGUGCCAUGCCGUCGUCAACUACACGAGCUCCAAGCCGUCGUACGACCAAGCUCCCAAGGUGCUCCGGGUCAAUGGCAUCCUCAUGGUUGUCGGCCAUCCACAGCAGUCUCUGACGUUCACGACGAUCGACAUAGCACUGCACAAGUUCAGGAUCAUGGGGGCCAGCAACUCGAUCCCCGCGAAUUUGAGGGAGUGUAUCGACUUCUCGCAAGAGCACGGGAUCAAGCCGCAUGUCACAUAUUAUCGCAAGCUGGAAGACAUCCAUGAGAUGAUAGAUCUGAUGAAUCAGGGGAAGAGUUUGUCGGUGCCCACGGGCUUGGUGUCCUGUCCGAGAUCAGGCAAGCCCUCAACAGAGCGGCCGCAGAUUUGCCGACGAAAGAAAGUCCGAUGCCAACCGAGCAACGACGGAUCCGACAACUGUUCCCUAUGCUUGAAGACGGGAGUCGAAUGUAUCGUGCCUAUGAUCGACGAACGCAAACUCAGAAACUCCAGGAAGACCAUAAGAGACCUUUCCGCGCGGAUUAUCGCCCUGGAGAAAGAACUCGAGGCACACCGGUCAUACUGCAGCGGGACGACAGCUGAGUGGUUUUCGACCCGAGACGAGGAGCUAAGUCCCGGGCCGUCGUCUACCAAUUCGGACGGCUCAAAUAGCUCGGACAACAUGAUCGUCAGACUCUGCGGGGGACAGCAACAGUUGAACAGUGACCGGGUAGGCCGGCUCCGCUUCUUCGGCCCGACAUCUAGUCUGCACCUCAGCGAGAGUGUAACAUCGUCUGUCCUCAUUCGGGAACCAAAUAACACGAGAGGCUGGCAUCAGUGGCAGGAGAUCCUUCCGCUGGACCUACAGGCCCAUCUCAUGGAUCUCUAUUGGAAAUAUCAACACCAGAUGAUCCCGAUUAUCCACAAAGAAGCCGCCGCCAUAUCCGAUCAGCCAGAUAUCCGAGCAUUGGCUCUCGCCGAGGACGACACGAACGAAGACCCGCCCUUCCUCGUUAGCAAGUGCGCGUCGCUGCUCGAAACAGAAUUGAAUCGGCCGGGAAUCACGACGCUGCAGGCCCUCCAGCUUCUGAGUGAAAUAUACUGCGUCGUGGGGAAUGACACGAAGGGGUGGCUUGACGCUGGUGGAGCCUGUAGACUUGCUUUUGAACUGGGUCUCCAUACCGACAGCAACACCAUCGGCUGUGCAAAACUAUCUCAAGUCGAUCUGGACACUCGCCAGAUAGCUCUGUGGAGCUGUGUGAGUUUUGACAGGCACAUGAUCAAAAUGGAGGACAUCACAGAUCAGAGACCGGAUUCUCCUCAUGUUGAAGCAUCUUUCGACAUCAAAGUCUCGGCCGCAUGGGCAAGCUUGCUCGAGAUCGUGGGGGUUAUUUGUGAUGCACUAAAUGGGGUACAGACGACGAAACAUAGGGUUACAUCCCUGGACCAGAAACUCCGCGACUGGUGCGCUUCGUUGGAUAUCUCGCUCCAUUACAACUCACAGCAGAGUCCGGCUGUCUUUCUGCUCCACAUGCAAUACGCCGCAGCGAACAUCCUUCUCCACAGGCCAUUGGUGCAAUUUGGCAACGCAACAUCGGUCACCACAGGGAACGUGUCUCGCCAGAUCUGCGUGCAGCACGCAUGUUUGAUCGCGCACUAUGUCCAGGACUACCACGACCGCUACGGUAGCGCCAUGACUCUCUCCUGGAUAUCGCUACACAUCGUCGCCACGGGGGCCACGACGCUGAUCGCGAGCACCGCAGAGAACCAAAGCAAUUCCCUCGAGGACCUCCACUUCUCGUGUCUCCAGACCUGUAUUCGUGCUCUCAGCGAGCUAGAAAAGAGCCAUCUUCCUACUAAGCGAGCUCGGAAGGUCAUCCAGCACGCCAUACGUGUUCUCGACCUUGAUGACAGGGUCAAUGCCGCGCCGCCCCUGCGAGAAGUCCGAGACAGGCCCUUGCCGAGCAUUUCGAUCCCUCUGCCGGGGUUAAUCUAG